AUGGCGAUUGAUAAUGAAGCCACCACAACUCUUACAGUGAUUGAUCAUCACCAUCCUCUGUACCUGCAGGCGUGUGACACUCCAGUGCCGUCAUGGAUAAUGAAUGUUGUUAGCAAAGAAUUAUUAAGUGGAAUCAUGUAUGCCUCUAGCGCACACAAAGUUUGGACUGAUUUGAAGGAACGACUAGAUAAGGUUGACGGAUCUAGGGUGUUUCAUCUACACACAGAAAUUAAUCAUCUCACUCAGGGUACUUCCUCUAUAUCGAGCUACUUCUCGAAGAUGAAGGAGCUUUGGGAAGAAUUCGAUGCCUUCAUGCCAUGUCCUAGUUGUGAAUGUGCUGAAUCAAAGAAAUAUGUUGAACAUUUUGAGUAUCAACAUUUGUAA
Messenger RNA from Solanum stenotomum, 384 nucleotides. RefSeq lists its product as uncharacterized. The transcript has 2 exons. Bases 1 to 384 code for a protein of 127 amino acids. The record is from RefSeq and is a predicted model, not a curated record. NCBI's taxonomy places the organism in Eukaryota, Viridiplantae, Streptophyta, Magnoliopsida, Solanales, Solanaceae.